Messenger RNA from Lymnaea stagnalis (great pond snail), 10445 nucleotides. The record is from the annotation of a GenBank genome assembly. Lineage: Eukaryota; Metazoa; Mollusca; Gastropoda; Lymnaeidae.
AAGGAAACUCGCGAAGGUAUCUAAGUUGGCUCAGCCUCAGAUAUCGCAAACCAAAGCUAUCUGAAAGGGAUUUUGACGGCAGUUACAAGAUUCUUUCAUACUAUCAGUAUUAAAAAUGGCGAUGCAGGUGGAAGGGCCGUUCGACUAUACAGCAACGGGCACUUUGGGUGACCAGAGAAAUUCUAUGCUUCAAAAUGAACUUCACCUUCGGGUAGGAAAUGUGGCGGCGGAAGUAGAAAAUUACGUGCAGAUUCGAGUCAACUUAGCCCUUAAGUCUUGAUUAUUUAAAUUAUACGCAUAAAAGAUUUUGUAAAUAUAAUUCUCCUUGUUGGAAAUUUUGUGUAUGUCAUUUCAUAUUUAUUCUAGUUUAUUCAAAUAUUUCUUUGGUUUGGUCUUGGAGCUCGCUAGUGGAGAGUUAAUUACUGAUUAUGAUGAUAAUGAGUAUGAGUUAAGAGUUCUCAGUACUGCAAGUGUGACUUUCAAUGAUUGUUUAAAGAGAAAUAUAAAGUGAAGGGUAUGGAAACAAUUAAGAGAAGAACAAAAGACACAAGAAACCCUUUUCUACCCCCUUCAGUAAAGGGGAAGGCCAUCCAAAAAUUUGAGUCAGUGGCACAAAUUGAAGUUGUGUGGCAUAUGGAUUUUGAAAAAAAAAAAAAAGAACAAUUUGAAAAAUUUAGACAAUCCGUACCUUGGCUGCCAUCCUGCUUGCCACUACCCGUAAUAGGUCACCCUAACUAAACCUAACCCUAGCCUGAACCCUAAACCCAUUUAGUUAAAUAAACACUUAAAAUGAUGUCAUGACGCACAUUUUCUGCUUUAGCCAAAAAGGUAAAUACCUUUUUACAAAAUAGUGGCAUUAAUUUUGCAGUCUUUAAGUACUACUAUACUACGACUUCUAUGCUUACCUUUCAUCUUCAAAACACAUCAAUACAUUGUAACAAUAAAAGAAUUCAUUUUCUUUAAUGAACUUUUACAUAGCGCCUAUAAUUCUAUAUUUUCAUUAUAAAGUUUCCAAUCAAACCAUUUGCUUACAGGUGAUACGAAAGCCUAAUUUAUGACCAUUUUAAUUUAACAAAUAUUAUUAAUUUAUAUUAAUUUACAUAUGUUAAAAUGUUGUUUCUCUUUAGAAUAAAGUAGGCCAUAUAAAAUCCAGAGGAUUUCAUCUCCCAGAGAAAGGGUUCACAUAUGGCUUACCAAAUGACAGAAGAAUCUACACGGCAGCAGAUGGUGAGUAAAUAUCUGUGUUAAGUCUUAAUUUUUUUACCUGAUCAUUUUCUGAAUUCAUUCCAUCUUUCCCUUUUCAGUAAUUUCUUUUCUCUUAUGGAAAAUAUGUAUUUAACACAAUUCAGGCCUCAGGUUUUCUGUGAUUUUGUAUUCAAGUUGUUUUCUUGUAAAUUAAAUCUGGAAGCUUUAAAGCCUGCCUGCAAGCGGAGAAAGUUGGAUCAUACUUUUUCUAGCAGAGUUCUAAUAUUUCAAUAAAAUCUUUACCAUUACUUUUUUCCCCAGUGGUUAUUUUUUUUUUUUAGCUUUAAAUCUUGUUUUUAAAUAUGGCAUUGGACUCACACAUUGUGUAAAAUAAGUGGUCAUAAAAAGUUGAAUAGAGUCCUAAAUCCCACCCUAAACUGGCAGUGAAUGUGUGGCCUUUAGGCCGUCUUGCUUGUGAACUGACACAGUUUAUCCUUGUAUCCUUCUUGUGCUGUCCUAGCAGCCUGGAAACUCUCUCAUAAUAGUCUGAAUUCUGAUCCAGCUCUUCGUGGAUGGACGGGCACAUACCUGCCCAAAGGUGGUGCAACCAAAGUGAAAGCAGCAUCUGAAAGAGACUUUUUGACCAUGAACAAGAUGGCAAUCACAAAUGGUCUUGUCCGCACAGAAGAACAGGCAGACUAUCGGGCUGUUCAUGACAUCCGUAGGCUUCCAUUCAACAAAAAGGAAAUGGCUGGGAAAAUGAGGACAAGAAGACUGCCACCAACAAUGGUUUUUGGUAUACCCAGUAGGUCAGUGCUUAUUACCCAGUAGGUCAGUGUUUAUUACCCAGCAAGUUAAUAUUCAUUGGUAUACCCAGUAGGUGAUUGUUUAUUGGUAUAGGUAAACACUGACCUAUUGGUGUACCCAGUAGGUCAGUGUUUAUUACCCAGCAAGUUAAUAUUCAUUGGUAUACCCCAGCAUGUCAUUGUUUAUUGGUAUACCCAGUAGGUAAUUGUUUAUUACCCAGUAAGUUUAUUUUUAUUUGCAUACCCAGUAGGUCAGUGUUCAUUACCCAGAAGGUCAGUGUUUAUUGGCAUACCCAGUAGAUCAGUGUUUAUUACCCAGUAAGUUUAUACUUAUUGGGAUACCCAGUGGGUCAGUGUUCAUUAACCACUAGGUCAGUGUUUUUUGGUAUACCCAGUAGGUCAAUGUUGUGUAGUAUACACAGCGGGUCAGUGGUCAUUGCUCAGCAAAGUAAACAAAAGUCUAUGAAAAUCAUAUAAGAAGCAACUGCUUUAAUUUAAUGAUAAUGGAUUAAUCAUUUAGCAAAAGAGUGAGUCAUGUGUAUGCUGUGAGAGGGAGACUGUCCACACAGAUAGGGAGACUGUCCACACAGAUAGGGAGACUACCCACAAAAAUAGGGAGACUGUCCACAUAGGGAGACUGUCCACACAGUUAGGGAGACUGUCCAUAAAAUUUGUUAUUGUUGCUAUGCCAUAUGGAAUUUUUGUUGUUAUAAAACUAAAAUCUAAAAUUGCCUGAGAGCACAUUUCUUUGUUUCUUCAUUUUUAAAUCGGUGAUUCACAUACAAAUUUAUACCUUAGCCAUACAUCAUGCUUCCAUAAUAUAUGAUAGUAUUUUUUUUUAAUUGUAUGUAUCAUAUCAGGUUACAAUUGUUUGCUAUGAAAAGCUACGACUAUGUCUUUAAUAACACAGGCCAUCCACACCCAUCUAUGAUCUGAUGGAACACAAGUACCAAGACAAAUGGCUCAAAGAGAGGCAAAACACACUCAGUGCCAAGAGGCAAGCCGACACCAAGGUAGAUAACUCAUCUUUCUUUCAAGAGUUGUCAUGUUGCUGUGAAUUUCUGAUUCAGUCUAUCUCAAUUCUUGUUUAUAGCGCGUGUGUGUUUGUUGGUUCAUUUUUUUAACAUUCUAUUUUAAUGUUUGCUAUUGGCUUGAAAUAGCCAGUAACAUCCCUUUCAUUACUAGACCUUGUACACGUAAUUCAAUUUUUUUUACAAAAUUGAGGUUAAGAAAUUAUAAGAAACACAGACAGAUAAACAGGUUGUGUAAUACAGAUAGAUAAACAGAUGGUGAUAAUACAGAUAGAUAAACAGAUUGUGAUAAUACAGAUAGAUAAACAGAUUGUGAUAAUACAGAUAGAUAAACAGAUUGUGAGAACCAAAAAUGACAUAUGUCAUGAAAGCUUUUUAUCUAUAUAUUUUUUUAAAUCUAAGAUUUCAAUUUAAUAACAUGCAUUUCACAGAUUUAUUAUAAAAAAAGGCUGAGUAUUAAGAAAUAAGUUUUAAAUUAUAAUUGGGUUCUUGCAUCAAUCUAUUUAUAAUAAUAUGUGCCUUUUCAUUGUGAAUAUGAACAAACCAUUCCUAGAUUUGAUCCAACAUUCUCUCAAAGAACCAGAUAUAGGUUAUAUCCAACAUCCUUCCAAUGAACCAAACAGAGAUAAUAUCCAACAUUCCCUCAAUUAACUAGACACAGAUUAUAUCCAACAUUCUUCAAAUGAAACAAACAGAGAUUAUAUCCAACAUUCUUCAAAUGAAACAAACAGAGAUUAUAUCCAACAUUCCCUCAAUUAACUAGACAAAGAUUAUAUCCAACAUUCUUCAAAUGAAACAAACAGAGAUUAUAUCCAGCGUUCUCCCAAACGAACCAGACAUAAACUUGAUCCCAACAUUCAUUCUGAGUUGAUGCACCAUUAUUUUAUUUCUUUGUUACAGAAGAGAGCUAUGUCAGCUCCUGUAGUAAGUUAUUUUCAUUGAUUAUUUUUAUACUGUUAUUUUGGUACUAGUUCCAUUUCAUCAUUUUUUUUUAAAAUGGCUAUUACAUAUUCUCUUCUAUUUUGUAGAUCAGUUUUUUUUAACUCUUUUCUCCCAAUUUGAUUUUAUUAUUUUCAUUAAUUUCUUAUAGUUUUGAUGAAUAAUGGGAAGAAAGUGCUUUUUAUUAAUCUAUAAAUAUACAGCAUAAAUAUUUCCCUUAAUCUUUAAGCCUGUAAUCCUGUAAUGUCUUGAUAUGUGUUGUGUCAUAUCCAGACUGUUGCUUGACUUUUAGAGCCCACUUCCACUUCAGUGCUAUUUAAAAUAAUUUCCAGUAAUUUUUUCUUUACGUAUAACUUUGGGUCCUUUAGAUAUCCAAGGCUCCCUGCAUAUGCAGGGAUUGUACGGCCCACGUGGUGGCUGUGGUAUUAUUGAUGUAGCAUCGAGCCAUGUGUAGUGUCAAUGUUAUUUUUGUGACGUUAAAUUGACAAAUGAAACCUCACUUAUGUGUAUUCUCUCAGCCACCACUUCAACAUUCCUGUCAACUAAUCUUUAAGGAAAGAAAUAAAAGCAUUGGGAUGAAGAUGAAGUAGACUAUUUAUUAUUGCCAAGUGCCAUUUUUAUGACAAGUAUCCCCUUUUUUAUAGCCAUUUUUAGUGUCAGUGGUGUUGUUGUAGAUAGAAUCUAUUACGAAAUCCCUUAUUGUUUAAUGCUAUUGAUAAGCUACAUUAUAUAGACAAUCUACAUAAAUGUCACUAAUGCUCUGAUCAACAAUUUUUCUGACACCACCUUGUUUGAUGUGCCCAAGGAAACACAAUAUAUAAGAAACUAAAAUAAUUACAGAUAAUUUAUUAUUUAAAUGUAAUGUGAAAUGUGCAACAUAAUUCUUCAAUAAAUACCAGCUCAAUGAAUGUGUGUACAAUCAGGCUGAAUUAUAACACAAGCAAACGCUACACCUAGUUAAUAGUGGAUUCCUGGAUGCCUGUUAUGUCUUCUCUACCUCUUGGUCUGUUUUAAUGUGACCCUAUUGUGUGUGCUUGUGACUUCUUUUUUUUAUGGCCUGUGGUCACAAAUUGUUGGCAUCUUUCUACUGUAAACACAGCUACACACUUGUAAGGAAAUAUCUUGACCAACAUUAGAAAAUGUGAGUCUUCCUGAAGUAAAUUAGAAAUGGCCUACACUACAUAAUACUAUACAAAACCCUACCAUCUACUUACCGUCGCUCUCCCAGUUUAUCACUAAAUAAGUCUACUAUGUACAUCUAUCAGUCACCUCUUACUCACAUAAUCUCCCUUACAGCUUCUACAUUCUAACAUUGUAUAUCCACUCAGAGGUGUAGCGAGGUGGGGGCAGGGGGGGGACAGAUGUCCCCGGGUGCAAGCUAGUUAGGGGCGCCAAAAUGUGCUUUGAUAUUAUAUGACUGGUAAAACUUAUGGGUUUGAGAGUUGGAUAAAAGAAAAGGGGGCGCUUUAAGAUGGAUCUUGUCCCCGGGCGCGAAUCUUGUCCCCGGGCGCCAAACACCCUCGCUACGCCUCUGUAUCCACUCAUCUCAAUGUGGAAUUGUGUGGCAUGAAGUGAUGCGAAGCUAUAGGUCUAAAUCUACAGACAUGAAGAAAGUUUCAUACAAGCUCUGCAGGACAGUGAUCAUUGAAGGAACUGAAUUUUGUCUGGGUUAUAUACCAGAGUGUCCCCUGAAUGUCUUCCCACUAUGACACCUCCCAAUCGCCAAUGUCCCCAUGGAUUGUAAUUAAAGUCCGCCAUCUUUCCAUAACAAGUGCUGCCCCCCCUCCCCCCACAAGUCAAAGAUCAACCAUACGUGACUCUGUGAAGGCUGUGACCCAUCUACACUCCUACCCCCAUACCAUGUGAUCAUUGACUUUUCAUAGCCACUCUCCCACGACAGAUAGACCUGGUUUUAAGUAUUGGACCAUGCUGUUAAAGACCAUCCUGUGACAUCUGGUUAUGACUCAUGUUGGUAAUGUCAUGUGUUAAAAUCCCCAGACUGGUCAAAUUUGAAGAGGACUACAUGAAUAUAUGAACUGUCAGCACAUGACUAUAUUACAAUUUCAACAUAUAAUUAGUAGACCACAAUAUUCCUAAGAAUAUAUUGGCUUGGAUUUUUUUUUUUUAAUUCAAUUUUCAGAGGUCUUGUUUAUUACUAAGAAAUCUUUGAACCAGUUUUUCUCUACUAAAUUGGACUACUAACAAUUUAUACAAGCAUUUUUAAGGCAUUAUUUAUUUUCUUUAAGAAUUAGCUUACUUAUAGUAUUUAUUAAUUUUGGAUCUAAUUCUUUGGAAAAUUAUUGCAAACCAAUUGCAUUAUGAUAUACAUCAAUGACAUAUCUCUACUUUCAGGGACCUCGUAGCCAUGGUAUUGUGUAUGAGACAAGGGCAACAGUCUUGAGAACCUACCAAAACCCAGUUGAGCCCCCCCCACUCUGGCAGUUGCCGAGGUUUACUAAGUCGGUGAGAACCUCUCCAUAAUAAUAGAAUAUAAUUGUUAUGUGCAAGAUUCAACUUCUUUAACUUAAUUGUUUAUACUACAUGUACACAGGGCUGUGACAAGCAUGAAUAAAGAAGCCCAUCUCAAAAAUAUAUAUAGGCUACUGAUAUACAUAUUUUGCGGGAAAACGUACAAUUUCAGUGCUCUCUGGAGUUUGAUGCCCUGGUGGAUUUUCCCCCUUCGUCUUCCCCCACCCACUUUUUUUUUGCAAAUAAAAUAUGUAUGAUUAAUAAUUUUGUUCUCUCAGUGAAACAAUCUUAAAUUUUUAACAAUAAUUCUCCCCCAGGCUCGGCCCCAGGUUCAGAGUUUUCGAACAGAUCCAGAGAAGUCUUUGGCGUUUAGGUACCAAGAAACAGAUAAAAUUGAUCGCCAAGGAGAUUUCGGAACAGGAAUUUAUGAGCUUCCAAAGAACUGAAAAAACUGGUUUGAAUGUUUGAUUUGAAUGUCAAUAAUUUUUUUGAUUUUUAAAUUUAUGUUGAUGAAAUCAUUGGCUGUUCUUUGUAUUUGUUGAUAAGCAAUGAAAUAUUUGUAAAACAAAUCUGUGAUAGUUGUUGCCUUUCGCUUCUUUUUUCCCAAGAAAUUUGAUGAUCUGAACAAAAUUUGGCUUUCUUUUUAAGUUUAACUAUUUAAAAAUGAUUUUUAUUUAUUCUCGGAUCAAUUUUUUAAAGAAUUAUAAAAAAAUAUUUUGAAAAAUAAAUAGACUGGAGAACAUGCUUGGAUAUAAACUUCGGAGAUUGUCGUGUAUGGGCAAUGUUGAUGGAUGCCCAUCAUGGCACAAAAAUUAACUUCAGCAUUGUCUUUCUAUGCACGUUUUCUGUACAACAUUGUUAUCUUUACACUACAUCUAUAAAUGUUAUUAUUUUUUCGGUCAGCAUAUUUUUAAAUGCAAUUUUUAUAGUUAUCUGUAGAUGUGUUACUUACAUGUUGUUUACAUCAAGUUAAAAAAAUGAAGAAACCAUCUGACUGGUGUGAAAUAAAACAGUUCUAAUUUGUGAGAGAAAGAAACAUUGAGCUCUCCUUUAUUAAACAUCUUUUAAAAAAAUGGGUAAUUUGGCUUUGUAUGUUGCUGUGAUAAAUUUGGCUUUAAUUAACAUUAAAAAACUUGAAAUCCUGUUGAUAUUUAAUGUUAAAUAUCUCUGGGCUUAAAACGAUCACCUUUUAAUCACAUUUAACAUUAUUAUUUAUUUUGUUUAAAAUAAAUGGAUGUUUUUAAAUCUCAACCUUCACUUGAAGAUCUUUAUGAUAAAACAAAUGUAAAUAGCUUAUCAAGAGCAAUUUACAGGAGACUAAAAAUAUUUUUAGCAAAAGUGUGAACUGAGCUUUAGGGUCAAUCGGGUCAAAGUUCACAAAAUUCUAUUAAUGUAAAAUACAAGAAAUAGGAACUUAAUAGCAAAAACAUUUUUUAAAAGAAACUAAUUUUGCCUUCAUUUUCAAAAAUGUAUAAUUAUUUUCAAGGACUCCGACAGCCUCAUGAAACAUAUUUUAUUUAAUUCGCUAGAAAAUCUCAAGGCCAAGCCAUAUAACUGUAUAUCUAGUCUAGACACAAUCUUUACUCAGUCUAUAUAAUUGGCAACCAUCUUUUUUUUCAAAUUUUUAAUGUUCCAUUUUAGUGAAUAUUUUCAUAUUAAAUUUUUUCUUGUUGUAAUUUGUGUGCUACUUGUAUAUUUUGAAAAGUAACAGAGAUUGAUUUUUUUGUGCAUUUGAAUAUAUUUUCAUAAACUGCUUGAUAUUUUAAAUGAAAGACAUUUGUAAGAAAGGGAGAGAAUCAAAGUAGUUGCAUGUUGGAGAGUGGCUUUUUAAAAAUAAAUAUCAAAUUGUUUUGUUUCUUUUAAUAAAACUGAAAACAGUGAAUGUUCCUUUAGCAUGAAUGAUAAUUUUUGUUUCAAACAGCUUAGAUAAAGCAGAUGUAAAAAAAAAUGCAUGCACCUAUUUAGGGAUAAUGGAACAAAUGAAAUUUAAAAAAUUUAAUCUAUUUGUAUCACGAUUUGAGACUUAUUCGAGACUGUCUAUUGUGAGGGUGUGUGUGGGUGCAAAAGAAACAAAUCUUGUUGUUGUUAUUGAUUGUGUCAUCUGAUGUGAUAACGUAUGACUUGCUAAUUUGCUUUAUGUUGUUCUAAACAUAACCAUCUCACCUCAUAACUCAGCGUAUGAAGAAAGGUUAUUUUUAGAUGUCUGGGAUUAUUGGCCUGUAUUUCAGUUGUCAUGGCGACUGAUUCCAUGUUUGAUUUUAUUAAUGCAAUUGAUGUUUUGAUUAGUUUAUGUUACAGUAUCUGAAAACACACUCUAAUUUUAUGCAAUGCUCAGUAUUAUACUAGAUAUUGUUUUUGCCCAAGGGUUCUUAACCAAGUCGAUCCAUGGAUACAUUUUACUUUUAGAAAAGGAAUGGUUUGGGGUAGGGUGGAGAGGUUAAUAGAGCCUUCUUGACUCAGGCCGUAAUUACGUCUAGCGUGUGUGGAGUCACUCUAAAUGGGAUGUUGAUAUGGACACAAAAAAGGGCUAAGAACCACUGGUACCAACAAUUUAAUGUGGCAAGAGAAAACAAAAGCACGCCUUGACAUGAGCACAUGUGUAGUGUGUUCUUGGACAGCAUUCAACAAUCAGCAUUAGUGAUUGGAAUUCCUGUUUGGUGGAUCACUGAAUAUAUCACUUCACCAAAUGUAACCAGCAUUAAGUUCAGUGUUGUGUGUGACCCAUUCAUAAUCAUUGUAGCCUGACUCUUUGGUGUUUUAGACAUAGCUCAUGUAGUAAUGAGAUGGAAUUUAUUUUUGUCAGCAGGGUUCUCAAAAUUGCUAGAUCAGGAGCUACCAUCCAAAUUGAUGACAUGCUUAUAAGUCUAUGACUAAAUAUGGGUGGGAGUGAGCCUCAUCAAAUAAAAUGAUACGCUUUACAAAUGAACAAACAGGUCAUUAUUCAGGGUAAUGUCUAGUGAUAAGACUAUUUCAGCACAGAUGGCUGUGAAAAAUUUGUAUUUAUUUUUUUUUAAAUUAAAUAUAUUUUAAUUGUAAUCUUGCAAUAAAAUGUAGAAUUGGAAAAUAUUAAUUAAAAAAAAAAAAAAAUUGGCCUCAAGCUUGAGUCGCACAAUUGCCAUGCCAAACUUUGUUUAGACUGUUUUUUAAAAACAAUUGUUAGUUGAGAUUUAACAAUUAUUUUAUCUAUACCAUUUUGAUGUAGAGGCAAACUUCGUGUAGAAGUUACUAUUUAUUGGCCCUUUGUAAAUAUAACUUUUACAUUUAGUAUAAAGUAUGUGCCUUUUAUGGCUAUCUCUAUGUCCCUACUCUACACAAAGUUUCACUAACGUGUUUACAUUUAUUUUUGUAUGCACUAAAUGUCUCUUUACAUGUCUAUGCACUAAAUGUCUGUUAUGAAUAUAUUAUGUGUAUGCACUAAAUGUCCAUUUACAUUCGUGUUUGCACUAAAUGUCCAUUUACAUUUGUGUAUGCACUAAAUGUCUGUUUAAAUAUGUGUAUGCACUGAAUGUCUGUUUACGUAUGUAUAUGCCAGACCUGUUUACCCUAAAACCCUUAAAAUCAUACCAGAUCACAAAAUCAUUAAAUACAUUAUCUUAAUGGUAAAAAAAAUUAACAUACAGUAUAUAUAAUGUAUACACCUCAAAAUCGCACAUUGUACGCCAAAAUCAUAAGAGUAAACAGGUCUGGUAUGCUGUACAUCCACCACAGACUGCUAAAAAGGAGCAUUGGCGUUAAGAUUCUUCAAAGCUCUACGUACAAUGAUAACCAUCUCCUGAAAUGUUAUUUUUAAAAUGAGCAAAUGACAGGAAGAUUUUGGUUGGAGAGUUUGUGUAACUGUCACAAUUACAGUUUGAAAAUAAAGGAAUUUAAAUAGUAUUAAUAUUAGUUGUAUAUUUUUUUUAUUCUUAAGUGUCAUGAUGGCUGCUUUUUUUAAUGUAUUUGUCUAAUCUCUGAUUUUUAAGUUUUGAUGUGUAGCAGAACUAUGAAGUAUGAAGUCAUUGGUUGGCUAAACAUU